UCUCGCCCCGGCGAUUGGCCUUCCUGGAGCCCGGUGGGAGCGGCUCCGAGGACCGCCCGCCGAUUGGCUCUCCCACGCGAAGGGCGGGGCUCUCUUGCGACCUACGCCUGCGCGGAGGGGCCAGGAAGCCUCAGGCCCCGCCCCCGCCCCGCCCCCUUCAGGAGCUCCAGGCGCCGCGCCGGCCUCUGCCUUCCUCCUCUUCCUCUUCCUCUUGGCCGCGAGAGACCCUCCAGCUGCCUCGCCUCGCCUCGCCAUGGCCGCCUCUUCCUCCUCGUCCGCCGCCGCUGCCGCCGCCGCCUCCUCCGCGGGACCCUCCGGCGCCAGCCCGGUCCUGCAGCGCGGCAUCGUCAAGAUGGUUCUCUCGGGCUGUGCCAUCAUUGUUCGAGGCCAGCCGCGUGGAGGGCCACCUCCCGAAAAACAGAUCAACCUCAGCAACAUCCGGGCUGGGAACCUUGCGCGCCGGGCAGCUGCAGGACAGCCAGAUGCCAAGGACACGCCGGAUGAGCCCUGGGGAUUUCCAGCCCGUGAAUUCCUGCGGAAGAAGCUCAUCGGGAAAGAGGUCUGCUUCACAGUGGAGUACAAGACCCCACAAAACCGGGAGUAUGGGAUGGUGUACCUGGGAAAAGAUACCACCGGGGAGAACAUUGCCGAGUCGCUGGUGGCCGAAGGACUGGCAAGUCGCCGGGAAGGGAUCCGUGCCAACAACCCCGAACAGAGUCGUCUGGCGGAGCUGGAGGAGCAGGCCCGGCUGGCCAAGAAGGGCAUGUGGAGCGAGGGCACGGGCUCCCACACCGUCCGGGACCUCAAGUACGCCAUGGAGAAUCCCCGCCACUUUGUGGACUCCAUGCACCAGAAGCCUGUGAACGCCAUCAUUGAGCACGUCCGGGACGGCAGUGUGGUCCGCGCCCUCCUCCUGCCCGAUCACUACCUGGUGACAGUCAUGCUCUCGGGCAUCAAGUGCCCCACUUUCAAGCGGGAGGCGGACGGCACGGAAGCCCCGGAGGCCUUUGCGGCAGAAGCCAAGUUCUUCACGGAGUCGAGGCUGCUGCAGAGGGACGUGCAGAUCGUCCUGGAGAGCUGCCACAACCAGAACAUCCUGGGCACCAUCCUCCACCCGAACGGGAACAUCACGGAGCUGCUCCUGAAGGAAGGCUUUGCUCGCUGCGUGGACUGGUCCAUCGCGGUCUACACUCGAGGGGCCGAGAAGCUGCGGGCGGCAGAAAGGUAUGCCAAAGAGCACAAGCUGCGGAUCUGGAGGGAGUAUGUGGCUCCAACCGCCAACCUGGAGCAGAAGGACAAGCAGUUUGUGGCCAAGGUGAUGCAAGUGCUCAACGCAGACGCCAUUGUGGUGAAACUCAACUCUGGGGACUACAAAACGGUCCACCUUUCCAGCAUCCGUCCGCCUAGACUGGAAGGCGAAGGCACCCAGGACAAGAACCGGAAGCUGCGCCCGCUCUACGACAUCCCCUAUAUGUUUGAGGCCCGCGAGUUCCUCCGCAAGAAGCUCAUUGGGAAGAAGGUGAAUGUCACCGUGGACUACAUCCGGCCAGCCAGCAGCGCCACGGACACGGUCCCCGCCUUCUCGGAGCGCACCUGUGCUACGGUCACCAUUGGCGGCAUCAACAUCGCCGAAGCCCUGGUCAGCAAAGGGCUGGCCACCGUCAUCCGCUACCGCCAGGACGACGACCAGCGCUCCUCACACUACGACGAACUGCUGGCUGCUGAGGCACGGGCUAUAAAGAAUGGCAAAGGAUUGCACAGCAAGAAGGAGGUCCCAAUCCAUCGGGUAGCUGACAUCUCUGGGGACACACAGAAGGCCAAGCAGUUCCUCCCGUUCCUCCAGCGGGCCGGCCGCUCAGAGGCGGUGGUGGAGUACGUCUUCAGCGGGUCCCGUCUCAAGCUGUACAUGCCGAAGGAAACCUGCCUGAUCACGUUCCUGCUUGCAGGCAUCGAGUGUCCCCGGGGAGCCCGGAACCUGCCCGGCCUGGUCCAGGAAGGGGAGCCCUUCAGCGAGGAGGCCAUGAGCUUCACCAAGGAGCUGGUGCUGCAGCGAGAGGUGGAGGUGGAGGUGGAGAACAUGGACAAGGCCGGGAACUUCAUUGGCUGGCUGCACAUCGAGGGCGUCAACCUCUCGGUGGCCCUGGUGGAGCAGGCUCUGUCCAAGGUGCACUUCACCGCCGAGCGCAGCGGCUACUGCAAGCCCCUCCUGGCCGCGGAGGAGGCUGCCAAGCAGAAGAAGGAGAAGGUCUGGUCACAGUAUGAAGAGGCCCCUGUGGAGGACGUGGUGAUGGUUCCCGAGGAGAAAGAGCGCACGGCCAGCUACAAGCCCGUCUUUGUCACGGAGAUCACGGACGACCUGCACUUCUACGUGCAGGAUGUGGAGACAGGAGCGCAGCUGGAGAAGCUGAUGGAGACCAUGCGGAGCGAGAUUGCUGCCCACCCUCCGGUCGAGGGCUCCUACACGCCACGCCGUGGGGAUUACUGCAUCGCCAAGUUUGUGGACGGAGAAUGGUACCGGGCCCGUGUGGAGAAGGUUGAGUCUCCAGCCAAAGUUCACGUCUUCUACAUUGACUAUGGCAACAAGGAGACGCUGCCCUCCACCCGGCUGGCCGCCCUGCCGCCUGCAUUCAGCACCCGCAUCCUGCCCGCACAAGCCACCGAGUACAAGUUUGCCUUCAUCCAGGUGCCCCAGGAUGAGGAGGCCCGGGCGGACGCCGUGGACAGUGUGGUGCGGGACAUCCAGAACACCCAGUGCCUGCUGAACAGGGAGCACGCCGGCCCCAGCUGCCCCCACGUCACGCUGCAGUUUGCCGACUCCAAGGUCGACGUGGGGCUGGGGCUGGUCAAGGAGGGGCUGGUCAUGGUGGAGCCCCGCAAGGAGAAGCAGUUCCAGAAAGUGAUCACGGAAUAUCUGAACGCCCAGGAGGCCGCCAAGAGCGCCCGGUUGAACUUGUGGCGCUACGGAGACUUCCGCGCUGAUGAUGCCGACGAGUUUGGCUACAGCCGCUGAAUGGCAAGCCGGCCAGCCCCUCGCCCCCCCCCCGGCCUCCGCCUGCAGCUGAAGAUGGAGCAGGCCUCAGCUUGACUUCCUGGUCUGAGCAGGGGGGGCAGUCCUGACAUGCGGUGCCGGGGGGGGCCCCUCUGGCUCUCCUUCCUCUCUGCGGCUCCCGUCAGCCAAGCCUCCCCCCCUUCCUUCCAGGCAAGCCAGGAGGGCGGGGGGGUGGGGGGUGCUGGUGGUGACACAUGUGACGCUUGGGAAGU
Molecule: messenger RNA, 3261 nt
Organism: Hemicordylus capensis (graceful crag lizard)
Lineage: Eukaryota; Metazoa; Chordata; Lepidosauria; Squamata; Cordylidae
Gene: SND1
Product: staphylococcal nuclease and tudor domain containing 1
Exons: 24
Coding region: 254-3010 (918 amino acids)
Biological process (GO): regulatory ncRNA-mediated gene silencing; mRNA catabolic process
Cellular component (GO): RISC complex; nucleus; cytosol
Molecular function (GO): RNA binding; nuclease activity
Source: RefSeq, a predicted model, not a curated record